This is a messenger RNA of Saccoglossus kowalevskii, 1344 nucleotides long. RefSeq names its product organic cation transporter protein-like. Gene Ontology annotation, cellular component: membrane. Gene Ontology annotation, molecular function: transmembrane transporter activity. Gene Ontology annotation, biological process: transmembrane transport. The record is from RefSeq and is a predicted model, not a curated record. NCBI's taxonomy places the organism in Eukaryota, Metazoa, Hemichordata, Enteropneusta, Harrimaniidae.
AUGGAACUCGACGAUGCUCUGAUCCAACUUGGAGAUUUUGGUUUCUACCAGAUUCUGAUAUUCCUUCUAGUUACCAUCCCAGGAAAUCUUUUUAGCGCGUGGCAGAUUAUGGUCAUUGUUUUCACUGGCGCUGUUCCGGACACCUACUACUGUGCUAUCCCAGAAGCCUCCUCUUUGAAUGAGUCUAUUCCUAUUAUCGACGUGGAUGAAGAUAGUGACCCGGUGUAUGACUCAUGUUCCAUGUAUGUCAACUCAUCGGUUGAUAACAGUACAAUGGAAUGUAUAGAUGGUUGGUAUUAUGAUUGGCAGCUUGGUGAAACCAUCGUAACCGAGUGGGACUUGGUGUGUGAUCGUGCAGGUCUAUCGCAAGUAUCCCAAUCACUCUUUAUGGCUGCUGCGAUGAUCGGAGCCUUUUCUGCUGGCCACUUGUCGGAUCGUUUUGGCAGAAAAACAAUCUUUCUUAUAAAUCUAUGGUCUAUGGCAGUUUUAGGAAGCCUUAUAGCAACGACACAGACUUUCCUUGGUUACUUGAUCAUGCGCUUCACCACUGGAUUAUUAGUACAGGGCGUUGCUAAUAUUCAAUUUGUCUUGGCAACCGAAAUGUUUCCACCUUCCAAGCGCACGUAUGCCGGGUUUCUCAACACCACAUGCUGGGCUCUUGGAAUAACAACGCUGGCACCGAUAGCUUACGCACUUCGACACCACAGUUGGAGAGUUCUUCAGGUCGUUAUAUCCGCCCCAGCUAUUCUCACAUUUUACUAUUAUUGGGUUGUGCCGGAGUCUCUGCGUUGGAGAAUAUCAAAAGGUCAAACACAUGAAGCGGAGAAGGUUUUAUACACAGCGGCGAGAGUAAAUAAUGUGGCUUUACCCGAACAUGUGUUGACCGCCGCGGCGCCAUCUGAAAAUGACAUUACUGCAGAUUCAGGAACAAGUUUAGUAGCUUUACGGGUUGUACUGGUAUUACUCGGAAAGUUUGGAGUGACAGCUGCGUUUAGUUCCAUGGUUGUCUGGACCCCGGAGCUAUUCCCGACACUGUUGAGAAGCAUGGGUUUCGCCAUGGGGGCUGUUUUCAGCAGCAUAGGUGGGAUAAUCGCUCCACUGACGACUUACGUGGCGUCUAAUAAUGUAGCAAUACCAAUGAUGAUAUUCGGAGUCUGUUCACUGGUCGCCGCGGGGCUAGUUUUAUUACUGCCAGAGACGAAGGACAAGGUGAUGCCAAGAACCGUCGAAGAAGCUAAUCUCUUAUAUGGAACGAAGGGGGAAGUCACUAUCUCUGGUGACGACGCUGCGUCUAAUACGACGCGUGGUUUCUGUAAUAAAGAUAUCAAAACAGACGAUGAAUAA